AUGUUCGUUGCUGUUUUUCUGCUCCUGCUGUUCAACACAAUGGUUCAAGCUCAGUAUGACGGAUACAACAAUUUCGAUCCAUUUCGCCCGGAUUUCAAUCCGAUCCCUCCAAAUCUGUUCCAAAGCGGGGUGUUCAGCCCUGAUUGGGGAACAAAUCUGGUUCGACAAAUUGAACAAAGCACUAGACAAAUCGAACAAGCCGUUAAAUCUGCUGCCAGAUCAGCCGUCAACGCGGGUGGAUUGACAGUCAACACAGUAAACGGAGUUACAACUGUACGAGCGACGAUUGGAGGCAGACCUUAUACAGCUGUAUUUCCGGGCAGUAGUGUUUCUGUCUCUAGCAACCGAUACGGCCAAGACGGACAAUUUGUCGAGGUGUUCACGAUUUUCGUGGAUGGUGUCCCUUACACCUAUACAACCGUUAACGGCCGUACAACCGCAACUGACGGUCAGGGCCGGGUGCUCGUUGACGGUGGUCCAUUUCGCGUCCCACCGAGCUAA
Ostertagia ostertagi is the source of this 501-nucleotide messenger RNA. The record is from the annotation of a GenBank genome assembly. NCBI's taxonomy places the organism in Eukaryota, Metazoa, Nematoda, Chromadorea, Rhabditida, Trichostrongylidae.